UUUAAAUCAGAUAAUAUCUUUAAAAUGGCACAAAACUUCAAGAUCAAGAGGAGAUGCGCGAAAUUAGUGAAAAAGAAGAACCCCGUUAGUUCCCCAGCUAUUGCUAAGGUGACUAUUGAUCUUGAUGAGUCUGUUGGUGGUACCCCCAAGAAAGCCCCUGAUCUGUCUUUCUCUUCAACUCCGAUUAUUUUAUCAUCCAGCCCAGGCCCAUCUUCUAACCUGACAUCUGAGAUUCGCGAUUUGUACGGCAUAAAUGAUUUAUCUCCAUUGUAUUAUUCAGACACAGUAGAAGGAUACAGAAGUGAAAUCAGGUAUCUUCGGUUGAAACUUGCUAAGCUUCGUCAAACCGAUCAACUUGCAGAGGCCGAAUCUCAAAACUCAGAGCUUGUAGAACAAAUUCAGACUCUGAAAAAUCAAAAUGUUAAUCUGAAGCAACAACUUGACCAAGCCCAUAAUCAGAAUAAUGUACUAAUCAGAGACUCCGAAACCUUCCUAGGCCAGCUAAGAGCAGAGCUUGGGGGAACUGACCUCAGCCUGGGCCAGAUCCUAGGGAAAGUCAAGCAACUGGUCCAACUUUUUGAAGAUGUUCAAUUAAAGAAAGAGAUUUGACAAGAAAAACUAAGUCUCAGGAACUCAAGGGUCAUUGACCUAGAACAAAGUGAUGAAAGUGUUAAAUUGUACUCUGAUUCUGAACAACUGAGUGAUAAAUACCGGAAUGCUAGCAUGUUGGAGUGAGGGUGACAGACAUUACCUGUUUUGUGGCCCUCGAAGCACACUCAGACUACAGGAAUCCCUGAGUAUGAGGUGUCUAGUCCGUUGGUGGAGUCUCCAAGUUCGUAUAAGUCUUUGAGUUCUUUAAGUAUUCCUGUGAUGAAGAAAUCUUCUUCCUCAUCUAAGGAACCCUCUUGUUCUGUUAAUGAACUAGUGGUUGACUCUAACUGUCAAGUGGAAGUGGUGCCCUUUAAAGUUCGAAGAAGUAGCAGGAUAAGACAGCGAACUUUUAAUCCUUCAGAUCUCUAUCUUACAAACCGAGGUAUGUACUAG
Messenger RNA from Moneuplotes crassus, 1044 nucleotides. The record is from the annotation of a GenBank genome assembly. NCBI's taxonomy places the organism in Eukaryota, Ciliophora, Spirotrichea, Euplotida, Euplotidae.